Molecule: messenger RNA, 1423 nt
Organism: Formica exsecta
Lineage: Eukaryota; Metazoa; Arthropoda; Insecta; Hymenoptera; Formicidae
Gene: mEFTs
Product: elongation factor Ts, mitochondrial
Exons: 4
Coding region: 233-1144 (303 amino acids)
Biological process (GO): mitochondrial translational elongation
Cellular component (GO): mitochondrial matrix
Molecular function (GO): protein binding; translation elongation factor activity
Source: RefSeq, a predicted model, not a curated record
UAUGCACGGUGAGUGUUUGCAUCACUAAACGAUCGCGAUGUAUAUUUAAAAUUGAAAAACGAGCGCGAUCUCUCGCGAAUUAUUCGCGUAUUUGCAUCUCGCGUGGUUAAUUUUCAACUUGACGUUUACGCGGCUACACGUGUCUUCGCUUGUCAAUCGCGUUCCAGAAUCUGCAUUAAUCGCAAACUGCAUCCUCGAUUGCAGUUUCUAGGCAACGUGAUUGAUCGAUGCGAUGAUUCCAGCACGGAUAUUCCGCUUGAUUCACACAAACAGCUUGCUAUGGCAGGCAACAAAGAAAUCCCCACUACAAAAGCUGCGCAAAAAGACUGGUUAUACCUUGGAAAACUGCAAGAAAGCUUUGCAAUUGCACGAGAAUGAUUUAGAAAAGGCUGAGAAAUGGCUAAAGGAACAGGCGCAACAGCACGGUUGGACACAGGCGGCCAAACUACAAGGUCGCAAUACCAGUCAAGGCCUUAUCACAGUGACCAUUGAUGGACAAUACGCUGCAUUGGCAGAGAUUAACUGCGAGACUGAUUUUGUGGCGCAAAACAAGAAAUUUCACGGUCUCGCAGAAACGGUAGCCGCUGCCGUAUUAAACCAUGCAAAGUCCCAAGAAAUUCAAGACGAAGUGCAGCGAACUGUAUUCCAUGCGGACAAUCUUAAAAUCUUGUCAGCUGUGGAUGGCAAGAGCUUGGGUGAUCAUUCCGCUCUAACCAUUGGCGAUGUGGGCGAGAACAUCAAACUGAGACGCGCUUUGGCCAUCAGUAUUCAAUCGCCGGACGUGACACUGUUUGGUUGCACGCAUCCAACACCUAUGAAUCCCAUACCCGUUUCCUUUGGCAAAUAUGGUGUCCUUAUCGCUGUCAAAUGCAAGAAUAAGGACAAUAUACUGGGCAUGCAACUCUGUCAGCAUAUCAUUGGUAUGGACCCACAGAAGAUUGGAAAUCCACAAGUGGACGAGCCGCAUAAUAAUGUGGACGAGGAGCCCUGCAUGAUCUAUCAGGAAUUCCUACUUGAUCCCUCUGUCUCUGUACAGCAAUUGCUAGUAGAGACAGAAACUGAGAUCAUCGAUUUUGCGCGCUUCGAAGUUGGUGAGAAUCUCGACGAAGAACCGACAAUAGAGAGUAUUCAGACUUGCGGCUGAAAUCGAUUUCAAUAUCUAUGAAGGGUCAUCAUGCGUUAUUUCGAUUAUAUAUCACAUUUUCCAUUAAUAAUAAUUUUUACGAUAGUACAUGAUGAUGAUAGUUAUUAUUUUUAUUAUAAGAUUGAAAAAGAAUCGAAAAAGAAAGACUGCUAUAUGAAGAGCAACUCGCAUAACUUUGUCGUAGACAGCAAAUGUCCAAAUGAAAAGAAUAGAAAAAUAUUAAAUCAUAUUGCUAUGUACAGUAUAUCAUGUAUAAUAAAAUCGAUAAUAUCUUAGUAU